Molecule: messenger RNA, 798 nt
Organism: Prorocentrum cordatum
Lineage: Eukaryota; Dinophyceae; Prorocentrales; Prorocentraceae
Source: the annotation of a GenBank genome assembly
AUGUCCAGCGUCGCUCGAUGGAGCAGGUUCUACAGGACGACCGCACCGCGGCGCGGCCAAGUGGCCCUCCUGGCGAUGCGGAUGUACCCCAAAAAGAAGACCGAGACCCGUUGGAUCUAUGUGGAGCCCGAUCGUGCUCUGGGCGUCGGCGACAUCAAGGAUCGGACGAUGCUGUCGCGCCGCCGCCAGCACGGGUGGAACUACGACGCGUUCCCCGCCCUGGCGGCUAUCGAGAAUUCCGAGAUCCUCGAGCGGGCCAAAGAGAAGAAGCUGGAAGCCGAGCUCCAUCUCAGCAACUUGCGCAGAUGGGCGGUCGCGAAGCUCGACGACGGCCAAAACUUGCUCCUGGAGGUCUACGAUUUCAGCGGCCACCCGCACGACCUGUACUGGGACGGCAAGCUCGAGCUCCCGAUCCUGUUCUUCGCUGGGAUGAUCGAACCUGCGACCGACGUGGACAGCGACGGGAAGGCGGGGCACUCGGUGGCAGCCUCCUCAGACGAGUCCGAACCCUCCAAGGACGCGCAGGAGAUGAAAGCGAUGACGAGCAGCCUGUUGGACGAGAUCACCCGCGCGAAGGUCCCAGCUGGGUUGGGAAGGCUGAGCAUCGCACCCACCGAGCCGAGCAUGGACAUGCAUGUGGACAAGAUGAUUGACCGCUUGAAGAAGUUCGAAGACACCAUCAGCGCGGACCGGGCCAUCCCGAACCGCAAGCCGCUGCAAGGUACAUCAUCGACUACGGCGACGGCGGAGUCCACGGCGUGUCCGACGCUCGACUUUAGAUCACCGGCGGUUCCAGAG